Molecule: messenger RNA, 1371 nt
Organism: Diatraea saccharalis (sugarcane borer)
Lineage: Eukaryota; Metazoa; Arthropoda; Insecta; Lepidoptera; Crambidae
Source: the annotation of a GenBank genome assembly
AUGAGGACAAUGGCGGGUUUUGUGAUUUUUUCGGUGGUGGUUGCGAGUUUAUUGGAGCAAGUUUUCGCGAUCAACUGUCUGAGUAUUAGCCUCGAGAAGAUAAUGAACUGCAAUGACUGUAUCCGAUGUGGAGGAUACUGGUGCAACAAACCUGGAGAGAAAAACGGUGAACACUGUUCAGCUCAUCGACACGACAACUGGUGUCCAGGCGUUGGAAACUUAGAAGAACUACCAGCUAUCGAGGAGACAAAGGAUAGUACUCCUGGAGAUAUUAUAAGUCCCAGACGAUAUGCUGUCACUGCGAAUGUGGACAAGCCUAGCCCCAGGAUUGAAUUCAUCUAUGAAUGGAGUAGCCAAACCAACCCUAAGGUUCACAUAACUGUAUUAAACACUACACAAACAGACAAGGUCCAAAUAUUCGAGAGUAAGACUGUUUGUACGAACGGAAAAUGCACAACACAAGUAAGCGUGAAACCUGAGACAAAUUUCUGUUUGCCCGACAGCGGCAAGUAUGAAUUUGUAAACAUGAACGUACGAGUGGAUAAUAUGACCGAGGAGGCUUCCGUGAAAUACCAUGUUCCCUGCGCUUGCGCAUGCAGCGACAAAGUUGAAAAGAGUUCGACAAUUUGCAAUAAAAACGGUGACUUCUCUUGUGGUGUCUGCAGUUGUAAAAGAGGAUGGUCAGGAGAAUUCUGCGAAAACAAGGAACAACCGAAAUGCGACGACCGUCGAGGUGAUCUCCAGUGCACAAAUCCUUAUAAAAAUGAUGUGGAGUGCUCGGGAAACGGCUACUGCGGUCCUUGCGACAGUUGCAUCUGUUACGACGAUAGAGAGGGCUAUCAGUACUUCCAGGCGGACAAUUACUGCGCAGACCUCUGCAUGAUCAUUGCCAAUGAAUGUGAGCCGUGUCUCCACGACAAACCCCACGGGAAAUGCCAAGAUUGUCCUUCUCUAACUAUUCAAGCUUUCAACCAAUCGCUGUUAGAAGAAAGAGACGACUAUAACAGAAAAGUGUGGGUGAAAUGUCAGGAAAAGAUUGAUGAGUGCAACUACGAUUAUGCAGCCAUGAAGAAUUCCAAUGAUGAGAUCUACGUGAUGAAAAUUAGUAAUUGCAAUGCUAUUAGCGAUGCGAUUGCUGGAGGGAAUGUGAACAUAAUGCUGCCUACCGUUCUUGGAGUGAUCGCGAUAGUAGCUGCGGCUACAGCAGUAGCCGGCUACAUGAUGUGGAAGUCUAAGAACGCGCCGCUGCCUCUCGCCUCCUCACAGUACCAAGAACUAGAGGGACCAGAAGGCAGCACUGGCAUUAACCCACUCUACAAGUCACCGACGUCUUCUUACAAUAAUCCAAUGUGGAAAGGUGCAAAGGUCUAG